AUGUUUUUCUCUCUAAUCCGUCACUGUUAUCGCUCAUCUCCGACAGUUCGAGAGGAACCAUCAUCAUCGUCCACCGCGAUUGAUCCGCACGCGCUUACGACGGCGACGAUAACUAGGAGCUUGUAUCGUCACGCGGCGCUUUGUCCCGAGCGGAAGAGGAUCGACAGAACACGGCGGUGGAGACCGGCACUUUGUGCGAUCUCGGAAGAUACAUCCACCGUAUUCUUCGCCGGAGAGAGUGAUCGUCGAAGGAGUAGGACUAAUGUCUCGUUUGAAAAAUAUUUAACGAGAGAAACGACGUCGUUUGUCCGUAGGGAGACGACACUGAAGAGAGCCUGGUAG
Messenger RNA from Arabis nemorensis, 342 nucleotides. Lineage: Eukaryota; Viridiplantae; Streptophyta; Magnoliopsida; Brassicales; Brassicaceae. The record is from the annotation of a GenBank genome assembly.